Fragaria vesca subsp. vesca is the source of this 1084-nucleotide messenger RNA. RefSeq names its product 2-isopropylmalate synthase 1, chloroplastic-like. The coding region runs from base 312 to 635 and encodes 107 amino acids. Gene Ontology annotation, biological process: L-leucine biosynthetic process. The transcript is spliced from 4 exons. The record is from RefSeq and is a predicted model, not a curated record. Gene Ontology annotation, cellular component: chloroplast. NCBI's taxonomy places the organism in Eukaryota, Viridiplantae, Streptophyta, Magnoliopsida, Rosales, Rosaceae. Gene Ontology annotation, molecular function: 2-isopropylmalate synthase activity.
UAUAAAGUAACAGCCCGAUUGACUAAGAUGCACACUGAACAGAAUGAUCUUUGUUUCUUUUCAAUGUUUUAACAGAUUUCUUGUAUUUGUAUUCUUCAAGAUAUUCUUGUUUGCCUGCUUAUUUUAAUUGCUGGUGUCAGAGAGUCACUGAUGCAGACCUCCGAGCAUUGGUGUCAGAUGAAGUUUUUCAGCCAGAAGUUGUCUGGAAGCUUCAUGAUCUGCAGGUUACUUGUGGAACUCUUGGUCUUUCCACAGCAACCGUUAAAUUAAUUGAUUCCGAUGGGAGAGAGCAAAUUGCAUGUUCAGUUGGGAUGGGACCAGUGGAUUCAGCUUACAAGGCUGUUGAUCUCAUUGUGAAGGAACCAGUAACACUUGUUGAGUACUCUAUGAAUGCGGUCACAGAAGGAAUAGAUGCAAUAGCCACUACUCAUGUUGUAAUUCGAAUUGAAAACAGUGACAUGGUCGCUGGUGGGAUAUCUCAACGGACAUUCAGUGGGAUUGGGGCAGGAAUGGACAUUGUUGUUUCUAGUGUCAAGGCCUACAUUGGUGCCUUGAAUAAGAUGCUAGGUUUCAAGGAAAGGUUUCCACAAGAGAUUCCACCAGAAUCAGCAGAACGAACCCCAGUGUCUGCAUAAAGAGGUUUUGGUAAACAUUACAUGUGAUGCGUAAGCUUUGAGAUCCUGGCUCCACUUUAGUUUCUUGUUUACUGUACAGUGUUGUCUAGAAACUUAAGUAAAAUGUUUGGAAUCAUCAAGUGAAGACCCUGCAAUUGAACGCUAGGUGUACUAUUUUAUCAUAGUCUUUUAACGAUGCAUUUGUUUGCUAAAGGGUGAUUGGCUUGAACAAGCCAUUGCCAGCUAGUUGUAGUUUGAGAGCAAGCUUGUAUUGAAGGUGUGCUAUUGCGCUACGCUCCGGAAAGCUGAUGUUGAGAAGUUACAAAUCACAAAAUAGGUUUAUCAAAAUCAGGCUAGGUUUAACAAAAUCAGGCUUUGACCUCUUCCUCAUUUACUAAGGAGCCAGGUAAAUAUGGAAUGACGUCAAGGCAGGCGAAGGCUAGGUUAAAUUGUUGAAGUGUAGAGAGGGA